Ylistrum balloti is the source of this 1353-nucleotide messenger RNA. RefSeq names its product tryptophan synthase beta chain 2-like. The transcript has a single exon. The record is from RefSeq and is a predicted model, not a curated record. Gene Ontology annotation, biological process: L-tryptophan biosynthetic process. Lineage: Eukaryota; Metazoa; Mollusca; Bivalvia; Pectinida; Pectinidae. Gene Ontology annotation, molecular function: tryptophan synthase activity; L-serine hydro-lyase (adding indole, L-tryptophan-forming) activity; pyridoxal phosphate binding. The coding region runs from base 1 to 1353 and encodes 450 amino acids.
AUGCAAACAAAAAUUAUACUAGAAGAAAAAGACUUACCAAAGCAUUGGUACAAUAUUAGCCCAGAUUUACCUGAGCCCAUGUCACCACCUCUGCACCCUGGAACAAAAAAGCCCAUCGGUCCAGAUGAUCUUGCACCGCUGUUCCCUAUGUCGCUUAUAGCGCAAGAAGUAAGCAUGGAGAGGGAAAUAGAAAUACCUGAACCCGUUCGUGCUGUAUACAAGCAAUGGAGGCCCAGCCCUCUUUUUAGAGCGUAUAAUUUAGAAAAAUUUCUAGACACGCCUGCAAAGAUAUACUACAAAUAUGAAGGCCUUAGCCCAUCGGGAAGUCAUAAACCCAAUACUUCUAUAGCUCAAGCUUUUUACAAUAAGGAAGCUGGAAUCAAAAGAAUUAGUACUGAAACCGGAGCCGGACAAUGGGGUAGCGCGCUUUCCUAUGCGGGAGCUAUCUUUGGAUUAGAUAUAGAAGUGUAUAUGGUGAAAAUUAGCUACCAUCAAAAACCUUACCGAAAAUCACUUAUGGAAAGCUACGGAGCAAAAUGUAUUCCAAGCCCAUCGGAAACAACAAAUGCAGGAAGAGCAAUACUGGAAAAAGAUCGCAACUCCAAUGGGUCAUUAGGUAUUGCUAUCUCUGAAGCAGUUGAGGUAGCUGCACAAAACAGCAAUACAAACUACGCACUUGGUAGCGUUUUGAACCACGUUCUACUGCAUCAAACAGUCAUUGGACUAGAAGCAAUUAAACAAAUGGAGAUAGCGGAUGUCUACCCCGAUAUAAUAAUUGGCUGUACUGGAGGUGGUUCAAAUUUCGCGGGAAUAGUGCUUCCCUUUCUUGGAAAAGCAAUUAAAGAAAAUAAAAAUACUCGCUUUAUUGCAGUAGAACCCUCUGCAUGCCCCUCUCUUACUAAAGGAAAAUUUGCAUAUGAUUAUGGGGACACCAUGCAUCUUACCCCUUUAGUUAAGAUGUACACAUUAGGCGCUGACUUUAUGCCACCUGGAUUUCACUCUGGCGGUCUACGCUAUCAUGGCAUGUCUCCUCUUAUCAGUCAUCUCAAAAACCAUUCAUACAUAGAGGCGGAAUCUUUUUUUCAAAAUGAUUGUCUAAAAUCAGGGAUAACAUUUGCAAAAACUGAGGGUAUUAUUCCGGCACCAGAAGCAAGUCAUGCAGUACAUGGAGCAAUAGCAAAGGCAUUAGAAUGCAAAAGAGAUGGCACAGCUAAAACCAUACUGUUUAAUCUCUGUGGUCAUGGCUACUUUGAUAUGAAGGCCUACGAAGAUUUCUUGGCAGGCACUUUAGACGAUAGUCUAUUUGAUGAAACAUCUAUUACAGAAAGUUUAACAAAGCUUCCUGUACUGUAG